This is a messenger RNA of Phaeoacremonium minimum UCRPA7, 2925 nucleotides long. Its product is annotated as putative ribosomal rna-processing protein 12 protein. The coding region runs from base 1 to 2925 and encodes 974 amino acids. Lineage: Eukaryota; Fungi; Ascomycota; Sordariomycetes; Togniniales; Togniniaceae. The record is from RefSeq and is a predicted model, not a curated record. The transcript has a single exon.
AUGAUUUUUGAAGGCUUGGCUGAUGACCUUGCUUCAUCCAAGCUACCGCGCGUCCUGGAGAUAAUUUCUGAGUUACGGCCGGCCCCGAACGACACCCAGCUGCUUCCCCCCUGGAUUGCAAUCUUGUCGAGGGGUUACGAUGUCUCCGCACAAGUCGAACCGGAAGAUACCUUCCAGAAGCUGCCGGAGUUGUUCACGAUGGUUUCCCAGUUUCUUGAGUCCCCGGCACAUAAUAUCAGGAUAUCAGCAUCAGAAUGUUUGGUGUCUUUCUUAGCGAACUGCAUUCCAGCACAGGUGAUUUUAGAGCCAUCAAUUUACGACGAAAAGAUUCUCGAGAAACUUGUCAAAGUAGUAGAGGGUCUUCUUAGUGUCAAAUACCAAGGCGCCUGGAUGGAGACAUUCAACGUCCUAGGGGCGAUGUAUGACUCGCUCAGAUGGAGAGCCUUCCCGUUCCUGGUCGAUGUUACCAAGUCUAUUGGUGAUAUGAGGAGCAACGAAUCAUUUGCAGGCAAGAAAGAGGCAGAUGAGGUGCUUGGUAAAGCUAUCCGAGCCAUGGGCCCCGAGGCUGUAUUGGAUGUUCUACCUCUAAAUUUAGCUCGACCAAAGAAGGGUCAGCCCGGCCGCGCUUGGAUGUUGCCAUUGCUGCGAGACUACACAGCCAACACCAACCUGGGCCAUUUCCGGACCGAAUUCGUUCCUUUGAGUGAGGUUAUGUUUCAGAGGGUCCUUGACCAUGGUACAAAUGACAAAACGAUGGAAGUGAAAAUCUACGAAACUGUGGUUCACCAGGUUUGGUCUAUCCUCCCGGGAUAUUGCGACCUUCCGCUUGAUCUUCAAGAAUCAUUUGACCAAGGGUUUGCAGAACUUCUCGCAAACCUGCUAUAUCAACAAGUGGAUCUGAGGCUUGAUGUUUGUCGAGCCUUGAAAGCUUUGGUUGACUCGAACCAGGCGAUAGCUUCCAUAGAGGAAGACGAUGAUCUACUACUGCAAAGCCGAGUCACGAAAGAGCAGGCACAGAAGAAUCUAGACUACCUUGGCACCUUUGCAGGCAACUUCCUAGCCGUUCUCUUCAAUGUUUACGGACAGACACUUCCGCACUCCAGGGGCAUGAUUUUACAGACCAUCAACGCUUAUCUCAGCGUCACACCAGCCAAGGAGCUUACAGAGACGUUUGACCGGGUAUGCAAGAUGCUCGAGUCCUCUCUGCAGGACGCCGCCGCCCAGCCAGAGAAAACAGACGGCCCCAAGGGAGGCGAGAAACUUCCAUCUACUGCACAAACCCUCAUGGAUCUUGUUAUCACUCUUUCUGCAUAUCUCCCUAGAGAAAGCUUCGCUACCUUGUUUGAGAUAGCGUCACUCAUCGUUGUGAAGAAUGACGACGCUCAGCUGCAGAAAAAGGCAUACAAGAUCAUUCCUCGCCUUGCGGAAUCACCAGCGGGAGAGGCAGCGCUGCGCGAGAGACACGACGAGUUACAAAAUCUGCUGCUGUCGAGCGCAGAGACCGUAUCGGCACCGGCACGACGUGAACGUCUGGCAGCGAUUGCGGCAUUGAUUCCCUUCCUACCAGACACCUCUCUGCACUUCAUCCCGUCCAUCCUCUCGGAAGUUGUCAUCGGCUGCAAAGAACAAAACGAACGUGCCAGGACCACCGCAUUUGAUUUGCUCGUUUUACUUGGCCAGAAAAUGUCCGCCGCUGACGGUGCGGUGAUUGACAAUAGCAAAGUUCCACAUAUGCCCAAGGAUGCGCCAUCGGUAGCUGCAAGCAUUGAAGAAUACUUCACCAUGGUGAGCGCCGGAUUGGCGGGGAGUACACCGCACAUGAUCUCGGCCUCUAUCACGGCAAUUUCUCGGGUCUUGUACGAGUUUCAAGGAUCGCUGAGUCCGCAAACGCUCAGCGACCUCGUUCAAACAAUGGAUCUCUUUUUGACGUCAAACAAUCGAGAGAUUGUCAAGAGUGUCUUGGGUUUUGUAAAGGUCUCUGUCAUCAGUCUGCCAACCGAGUUGAUGCAACCUCGGCUUGCUUCCAUGAUUCCCAAUCUCAUGGUAUGGAGCCAUGAACACAAGGGUCAUUUCCGUGCCAAGGUCAAGCACAUUCUUGAGCGGAUGGUCCGUCGUUUUGGCUAUGAUGUCGUCCAUAAGAAUUGUCCCGAAGAGGACCGAAAACUGAUUACCAAUAUCCGAAAGACUAAGGAGCGCAGCAAGAAGCGCAAGGAAGCGGCCAAGGAGGCUGGCGAGGAAGAUGACGACGACGAGGGGCAGAAGAGACAAGGCGGCCGCUUCGAAAGCGAGUACGAUCAGGCCCUAUACAGUAGCAGUGAAUCCGAUGGAUCAGAUGAUUCUGAUCAGGAGAUAAUCGGAAAGUCAAAGAGGGGCAAGCGCAAGGAGGGCAAUACAUACAUUGUUGAGGACGAAGACGAACCGCUGGAUCUCUUGGAUCGCAGGGCAUUGGGCAACAUCUCAACCACCAAGCCGGUCAAGUUGCGAAAGCCGACCAAGACAAAAGCCAAGGUUGAUAUGGAUGGAAGACUGGUUCUUGGCCAGCAGGCCGAUGAUGGGGCUAUGGACUUGGAUACCGGCAACGGAGAGGAGAGUGGUGUUGGCGCCUAUGUGGCCGCGCUUAAGGGCAAGGAUGUUCCAAAGAAGGGUCUGCGGGGGAAGCUCAAGUGGUCCAAUAAACGGAGCCAAGACGAUGAUGACGAUGAAGACAUGGAUGUGGACGAGGCUGGCGCUGCUGCUGCGCUAGCUGCGAAGGCUGGUCGUGGAAACCGCUUCAAUGCCAGAGGCCGUGGCACGGGUCGUCCUCGUGCGGGCGGCAGGUCUGGAAGAGGAGGCAUUGCCUCUGGCAGAAGAGCUCUCGGUGAAGACAAGCGACGCGGUCCACCUUCAGGAGGCAGAGUCAAGAAGUUCAGGAAGGGCAGAAAUUAG